AUGGAAGUUCUGACACUUCUGCUGAUACUCUUCAUAGUGCCUUUACAGUUGUCCAUCCUACAAGCAAGACGAGACGCUUUGGAUGUCCGUGAAGAUAGCGAGCAGUUAACAAAUACAAAUGAGGAGAACAAAGAUGCCAAGCGAAACAUUCUGGAAGAAGAGCGAGAGAGCAUGCUGGUCGCAGGGAUCGUCCCUCACGAGUGGACUCAAAACAAAUCAAAUAGUGUGCCUUCUGGUAUUCUGACUCCUCCGUCUUACCAUCGUCCCGAUCCCGAAGCCCUCAGCGCAACUGUGACUCCUGAGGACCACAGGUCCAUCUCGUCGGCGGAAGACGUCCUCAUCGAGGUGCUCCGGAGUCCGGCUCAUUAUUCUGAGCACAUUAGUCCAAAUGUGCAUGUCCAAAGUUUGACGAAGGCUGCAGACACAACAACAACAAAUGCCAUCAUUGAAAGAAGAGAGCAUGACCAAAAUAAAGUGAGCAAGCCUUUAGUCAAACUGCAAAAGAUCAGAGGCGACAAAAACACGACCAUUAGAAAUCACAAGCGAAAUGGAAGGAAAAAGAAUCUCAAAAAAACAAAAGGAAUGAAGAAGACUAAAAAGACAGAGCGUUUUCCUUACUUCUUGGAUAGCUACUGUCCUCCGGAUUGUGCCUGCUAUGGAAGGGUGGUCCAGUGUUCGGACAAAGCGGUGGACAAGAUCCCCUAUGGCAUCCCCUAUAGCUCCCGGUACAUCCUCCUGAUGAACAACUGCAUCGACAGCAUUCAACUGGACCUCCUGCGGGGAUACGCCUCCAUGGAAUUCCUGGUCCUGACCAAAAACCAACUCACAGACGACUCGCUGGAGGGGGCGUUUGAGGGGGUCCAGGCCCUGAAGCGUCUCUACCUGGAUCAGAACCUCCUGGCGAGCGUCCCGACAGACCUUCCGGCUUCCCUUCAGGAGCUCCGCCUGGACAACAACCGUGUGAGGGUGAUGUCGCAGUCAUCUUGGGCUCGCUGUCCUGGCCUCUUGGUCUUGAGCCUCAGCAACAACAGUUUGGGCGACGGUUCAGGAUCCCUUCUGGAUGCCGUGCUGUCUCCCCUACACCACUUGAGGACUUUGAACCUGGAUCAAAACCAGCUGACGACCGUUCCUCUGGGGUUGCCUCUCUCCCUCAAGGAGCUGUACCUCAGAGGGAACCUCAUCGAGCACUUCAGCAGCAGAGCGUUCAAUGGGACGUCACAACUGGCGAUUUUGGACCUGAGUGCCAAUAGACUGAGCAACAAGGGCCUGCCCAAAGACGCUCUCCUCAACGCCACCCACCUGGAGAGCCUCAAUCUGGAGGGCAACAAAUUUAAAAAAGUACCCACACACCUUCCCUCGUCGCUAAAAGCGUUAAACCUUGAGGGCAACCUCAUCUCUGCUAUUAGAAGAAUGGCUUUUAACUCCUUGAAGAACCUGGAACAUCUGGGUCUGGCCCGGAAUAAGAUCUCCAAAGUAGUCCCGGGCGCCUUCCGGAGUUUGCCCGCCCUGCACCAGUUAGACCUUUGCCACAACGCCUUGCGCCAGGUGCCCAGGCAGCUACCGCGGGGCCUCCACUCGUUGGUGCUAACUCACAACAAGAUCCAGUUGGUGCCCCGGGACGCAUUCUGCUGGGGUCUGGCAGGCUCGGGGCUCAGCGGGCUGGUCCGUGUGCAGUUGGGGAACAACUUGAUGGACAUGGGAAAGCUGGACUCAAAGGCUUUCAGGUGCUUGAGGGGGUUCCAGGUUGUGCACUUCUACUGA
Phycodurus eques (leafy seadragon) is the source of this 1761-nucleotide messenger RNA. Its product is annotated as wu:fc23c09. Lineage: Eukaryota; Metazoa; Chordata; Actinopteri; Syngnathiformes; Syngnathidae. Gene Ontology annotation, molecular function: protein binding. The record is from RefSeq and is a predicted model, not a curated record.